Molecule: messenger RNA, 5088 nt
Organism: Pocillopora meandrina
Lineage: Eukaryota; Metazoa; Cnidaria; Anthozoa; Scleractinia; Pocilloporidae
Source: the annotation of a GenBank genome assembly
AUGUGAAGUCAAUCCCUGGUCCUCCGGGUCCACAAGGAAUUCAGGGGCCCGCAGGUCCCCCUGGUGUUCAAGGACCUGUUGGUCCUCCCGGUAUGCCGGGUGCAAACGGUCAAGCGGGAGCAGCGGGAACACCUGGCCCCCCGGGGACUGCAGGGGCCCCGGGUGCAAACGGACUUCCGGGCCCUCCAGGUCCUUCAGGAAAUGCAGGGGCUCGUGGCUCACGGGGUCUGCGUGGCCCUCCUGGACCCCCGGGGCGGUCAGCUCCGACAAAGGUUACACGCCCAACGGGAGACGGAGAUGGCAAGCAGACAAAGGAGCCGGACAAAAAAACACCAACGUUUGAAGGAUUCUGUGAGUAAAUGCUAUUUGUAAAAUCAUUUGGCGAGUUUUGUGAAGAGAUCACGCUUCCAGACCCUCAAGAAAGGCCAAGCUACCUUGUUACAUACAUAUUUUAGCGACAUUCAUUUAGCGAAUUUAUCUUUUUUCAAGAUAAUUAACGGUAACUAACCUAAAAAGCUCUAUAGGAGGCUUUUUCGUUGCCAUGAGAUACUUCCUUGAAGCCCUUUACCCCUACGAGUGAUAGCAUCUAAUUUCUCCCUACAAUAUCACCACUGAAUCAUACGGUAAAGUUGCAAGAUACUCGUGCGCACAAAGACGUACGUUCGUACAUGCGUACGUACGCAUUCAUGCGGACGUACGUGCGUGCGUACGUACGCACGGAUGUACGCACCUACGUACGCACGAAUGUACGCACUUACGCAUGCACGUGCGUACGUACGCAUGUACGCAUGUACGAACGUACGUCUUUGUGCGCACGAGUAUGCGUCUCACACGAGUAUGCUGCCAAGGCUGCACACAAUUCAAACAAAUUCUCCUGUCAGCACCUUAGGAAAUGUACGGAGAAUUGUAUCGAGAAUAUGUAUACUGAUGUUAGGGUGUAAAGGAUUAAAGAGCAAAAAAUUCUUUCAUUCGCUCGAGUACGUUUAGAUUACAUUACUAGGAUGGGACCAUGUGGGUCAGUGAAUGUUGUACUUUCACAGUUACCAAACCUCCAAAAACUCUUUUUCAGCCAAGCCGAACAUAACAAUUAAGCCUCCGAAAUCCUACAUAGCUACGAAAGGAGACUAUAUAGUCCUAGGUUGCUCUGCCGAUGGAUUACCGAAACCAGAAAUAAUUUGGGUGAAAAAGAACAAUGGACGUGCGGUCAUCGGAAAUUAUUUCACCUUGGAGAACGCUCUCCCGGAGGACUCUGGAAACUGGACUUGCCGUGCAAGUAACCUCAUGGGUACAGAUACCGCUAACGUAGAACUUAUCGUAGCGAGUAAGUGAUCUGACAAUGAUGGUAAAUGGUAAUUUUAUUGUUCGUAUAGCUGACAACUUCAAGCUUCCCAAGAAAACAUAACUGGCAAUCAUUUUAGUGUAGCUUGGUGUACCCGACUAGUUAACGUUAACGUCUAGCUUGCGAGCAUGCUCUUAUUAUCAGCGCCUCAGUGGGAGCGUUUCUUCCCACGUGAGUAAGUUUAAGGCCUUAAGCAUCACUUGCCGGCGAGACGUUUGUCAGACCACUUGCAGACCCCUCGCCGGCUGAUGUUGCUCAAUGCCUCAAACUUAUUGGAGAGUGGAGAACCGCUCCCACUGAGGCGCUAAUAAUGAGGCGUAGGCGCAGAACCCCCUAUUCAGAAAUUCUGGAUCCGCCUCUUCCAGUUCUAACUGCUCUUUCCGUUAAGAACUAAAAAAACGAUACUCGCAAUUUUCUCUUGACUUAUUUUUUAGCCGAGCCGACAUUCUCUAUAGCACCCGUGCCAAAAAUCACAGCUUUUACGGAUCAAAUCACCGAGAUAAAAUGCGAUGUAGAAGGAUUUCCAUCACCCAAGAUAGAAUGGCGUCGUCAAGGCAACAAGGAGCUUCCUUUUGAAAGGCACUAUAUCCGAAAUAACAACCUGUACUUAAGGAAUCCUAUCAAAGCGGAUGAAGACAUCUACAUGUGCCACGCCUCAAACCCAGCAGGGUCUGUUAUGGGAGGUACUGAGGUCACAGUACAAACCUAUGGUGAGUUUGUUUGAGCAGUGAAACUUACACUAACCCUGUUACACCGUAACAUCAGUAAGUAUAUGCUCAAUACUGUUUGUCAUACAUUUCGUAAGGUGCUGACUGGGAGGAUUUGUUUAACAAUCAAGAGCCUCCUCAGUUGGUGAUCAUUUCGUUUAUUCUCGUGAGACUUCAUGUGUGAUUCAGGGGUAAUAUUGUGAGGAGAAAUUAAGGGUAAGUCACUCUUAGAGAUCAGGCGGUUAAGCCAAGCUGUACUAACUUGGUCAAACAUCAGCCCAACUCUCAAUCGUCCUUUUUUCGUAUUUGCGAAGACGUCGCAUUAUUUGAAAAGUUUGUGGCUUUUAAUAAAUAACUGACUAAAUCCCUGUAUCAAGCAGACCCAAGCAAGGGUCUCAUACGAAAGUUUGUUCGAUACAAGUUUCAUUGUAAGAGUUUGUAAAAGUUGAGGAAUCAGGCCUUCUGACAUACAAGACUUCCCCCCACAGAAUGAACUUCGAAAAUCGGCCAACUAUGUGGAUUGCUCAUUCUGGUUCUGUCACGAUCGUAAUAAAUAUAGACCAGGUUCGGUUUUACGGUGGGACUUUGAUCGUAAGAAUUAAAAUCCUUGCCAAACUGACUUCUAAAAGACUAGUAAUUAUUUGUGGCCGGAGGAUUUUGGUUGUGUCACGUUAAUUUUACCUGAUCCUCCCAUAUGGUUCUGUGUUAGCAGUCAAUUUUCUAUAGUCUCCCUUAAUACUCAAUAUGGCGAGAACUGACUCCCCCCCCCCCACUCUGUUUCCCCUGAAAGACCUUUGAGCCCCCCCUCUCCCAACCGCCGGUGACAAAUACUGAUUGGUCCCUUAAACUCUUUCCCAGAACCAGUGGAAGUGACAAACGUUCCUUUGAGCAUUGUGACACUCCAAGAAUUCGAUGCUCCUGUCCGCGUAAAUUGCUCCGCACGUGGUGUGCCUAUGCCGAAUAUCACUUGGUAUAAGGAUGGUGUUGCCAUGCCAACGAGGACAAUAAUCGAUGGCGAUGAGGUUACUGGAGAACUAAACCUGGAGCGGCUUCGACCCGAAGAGCAGGGAGAUUACAAAUGCGUUGGAACGACCUCUGUGAGGAACGAACCAUUCACGUACACGACGACAAUUGGUGAGUAUUCUGUAGAAUAGGCUUCUUUUUUGGGAUGUUUUUCAGAAGGGCCGAAGCUAGGGCGAGAAGAGGAAUGCUGAAAAAAAAGGAACGCGCUCCUCUCUUCGCGUUUGACAAGCUUCUCGCACUUGUCCCGCUCUCGACCCACACUUAUCCUUGUUUGCAGGACUGAACAAACUAAACGUAAGCUUAUUUCCGAAUGUAAUUAGUCUCGCGCGAUACUUAAACCCAUUCAGACGCAUUGGAAACAAAUGAUACCUUGUUCGCUCGCGUUUUCCCGCGCUUUUGGUUGUAUGCCUUUCUUCACCUUGAUUCCUCAUCGGCUCAUGAUGACGCAAACCUUUUUUAUGAUUGGUUCAUGAUGACGCAAACCUUUCUUAUGAUUGGCUCAUGAUUACGCAAACUUUUUUCAUGAUUGGCUAUUGCGAUUACUUUGGUUGUGAUUUUGCGUCAUUUAAUUGAAACCUGCUCUUAAUUUCGAUUGGAAAUUGCUACAAUUGAUUUCUUACUGACUUCUUGUGUGUACAGAGCUUCAAAAGUGCCGUGAGCUGGCUGAUCCUGUCGACGGUUACAAGAUAAGCGAUGAUUAUUCUGUUGUGGGAAGUAUUGUGAGGUUUGCUUGCAAUCCAGGCUGUAUGCUGUAUGGAUCGUCUGCCAGAGUUUGUGGCAAAGAUGGAGUGUGGAGCGGAACUCAGCCUUAUUGUAAGUUUACUAAAUUAUACAUUUUAGUAGCUCCGUGUCUUUUCAGUGUUAGCUUCGAUAACCAACUGUUGUUCGGAAAAUGAGCCUCGAUAACCCACCGUUGUUCGGAAAAUGAGCCCACGCUCCUACCCCAAACAGACACCCGGGGAAGAUCAGGCCUGGAGUAUAGUGUGCGGAGGAAAUCAAGCUUUAAUCAGUUAAAAAUCAUAGAUGAAAUAAGCCUAUUCCAUACUUUUCAUUAAGGAAAACGAAGCGCGAUUGUAAACGGCGAGAUAGUGGCGUAAUGAACAACCUGACUAAAACCUCUCUCGUUUUUUUCCCACUGUUGCUACUAUUGCGCCGUGUUCUAUUUCGCGCGGAUUCCGUGCUGUUUUACUUGCUGAUGAGGCUAAGGCGACACCAGAAACACUCGUAGGAGGGGAGGGGGGUCAACGACAUUCCUUGUCUCAGCAUGAAACACUAGCGCUGGAUUUGAAUUCGACCCAGACUAUCGCCAUUAUCAAUCAAUUAUCAACGUCAAUUUGUAAGUGUCUUAUUCCAAAUCAUAAACCUCAUUUUUUUUUCGAAAUUUACAUUUAAUUUCGACUUAGAUGACACUCGAUUAUCAACGCAUGAGUCUGUCGUUUUUUAUGCCUCGUUCUAUUUUUCUAGGUUACAAUGUAGGACUAGUGGCUUACGAAUGCCAACACUACCGCCUCCUGACAGAGCAGGACAGAAACCUCAUGAGUCGAGAAUUGUUGGGUAAAUGCGACGACAAUUUAGCAGAGGGUUGGUACCGAAUUUCUGGUUCCGCUGGGGUUCAGAUGCCAAACGCAUGCCCAGGCCCCGGUAGAUGUAACACACAAUAUCCCGGCUGGUUGUUUGGCUCGCAUCCUCAUAAAGAUGACGGGUGUGUUGAACGCAUGGUUUGUUUUGGUGAUUAUGUGUCCGGCUGUUGCGAGCUUCGCCGUAAGGUACUGGUGAGGAAUUGUGGUGGAUUCUACGUUUACAAACUCGGCCCAACUCCCGGAUGUAAUCUCCGCUACUGUGGACGAGAUGCGCCGCCUGCGGUUGACGGAUGGUGAACUGGACACUUCUACUCGAACUAUGUUUUGAUCUCUUUAAAACUGGUUUCAUUUUUUCAUAAUUUUUUUUCUCAGAAUAAAAAGCUUUUGUUCUAUGUUUGUCAUGCUAGUGUUAUCAAUGGAGGUUUUUAAUGGUAGACGG